UUCGGUCAAGUGACCGUUCCAGUAGCCGGUGUCACUUUGCUGUCAGUUGAGUUGUCAAAAAAAAAAAAAACUCCAAAAUUGUUUUUAUUGUGAUCUGCGGUAGUUCUGUAUUCUUUACUGGCUUCAAUCAUGAACGUAAUUUUAGAAAACGUUCGUCAUAGGCAAGCUACCAAAAAUACGAAGUACUAUUGUCUUUACAAUUAUUACGUGCUUGGGAUUAAACGAUCACACCUUGCCAUAAUAUACUGUAAAUCGAAGACGACCAUAAGUUCCUGGAUAGCUGAGUACGAGCGCAGUGGAGCCUUCGGAACAGGAUCUCGACAGGCUACGUUUCCUAAGUUUGACCAUAUGAAGCGAAAAUGGAUUACUGAUUUAUACGAAAAACUCCCAACGUUGUACCUGGACGAGGCAAAACAACGAUUCACUUCCCAUUUCGGUGUGCCUAUUAGUGUUUCCUCUAUAUGCAAAAUCCUACACGCUCAUGGAUUGUCCUGGAAGGUGCUGAAGCGCAGAGCAAUUCAGAUUCGGGAGAGUGAAGUCGUCAAGUAUAGCAGGGAACUGUGCUGUUUUCAGUGGGACCAUCCGCAACUCGUGUUCUUGGAUGAGGUGUCGUUUGACAAUCGGGAUAUGUGGAGAACCCGUGGGUAUGGACUGAUCGGUCAGAAAGUCGUCUAUAAAGGAGAAUUUAGACGACGUCCAAGAGUAUCCACCUUAUGCUUCCUGGGAUAUCAAGCAAUACUCGACUCAUUUGAAACGGAAGGCACAUUUACGAGGCAAAAGUUUUUUGACGCUUGUAGGAAAAUGGCUCUUACGAACGGAAACAUAAGGUCCUAUCCAGGCCAGUUUUCUGUUUGGAUAAUGGAUGGCGCUCGCAUCCAUUGCGAUAAGAAUAUAAUAAAAUAUCUGCGAUCUUUGGGAAUUAUUCCAAUUUUUUUACCACCCUAUUGCCCAUUUUACAACCCUGUAGAAAUAGUUUUUGGAUUAAUAAAGCGAUAUGUAAGGCGCCACUAUGAAGAGAAUAAAGACGUUCCAAUGUCCGUAAUUGUUGGAGCGGCACUCACAAAAUUCACCAGCUAUGAUUGCACAAAUCUGUUCCGUAAGUGCGGGUAUUUCCCAGGAGGAGUUUUCGAUCCAUCGGUAAACAAAUAGUAUGAAAAGUAAGAA
This is a messenger RNA of Aedes albopictus (Asian tiger mosquito), 1164 nucleotides long. RefSeq lists its product as uncharacterized. NCBI's taxonomy places the organism in Eukaryota, Metazoa, Arthropoda, Insecta, Diptera, Culicidae. Bases 130 to 1149 code for a protein of 339 amino acids. Gene Ontology annotation, molecular function: nucleic acid binding. The transcript has a single exon. The record is from RefSeq and is a predicted model, not a curated record.